UAGAAGUUUGGUCCUCGUCGGCCACCGUAUGAUGUCGUGGCGUUAGUGACAGUGGCAGAGCAACGGUUUCCUUCCAUUUCCAACCUUGUUCAGUGACCACCUUUUGUUUAAAACUUCAUAGGCAUAUUGGCAAGUAUUAAUUUCAGAGGGUCGAAAUGAGGCGCGCCGGACUGGGUGAAGGAAGCUCUGGACAUUAUGGAGGCAGCGGCUACAGCGUGUAUGAGGACGAAAAUGAGCAGCUUCAGGAGGGACUGAGGGCUAAAGUGGGCGCCCUGAAAAGUUUGACGAUAGACAUUGGAGCUGAAGUGAAGUACCAGAAUAAAAUGUUGGAAGAUAUGGACUCCGACUUUGACUCGACAGGCGGGCUGCUGGGGGCGACUAUCGGCCGAGUCAAACAGCUGUCCAGAGGCAGCCAGACCAAACUGCUGUGCUACAUGCUGCUCUUUUGCUUUUUUGUCUUCUUUGUUCUUUACUGGUAUAUUAAGUUGAGGUGAUAAGGG
Messenger RNA from Cyprinodon tularosa, 500 nucleotides. RefSeq names its product Bet1 golgi vesicular membrane trafficking protein (gene bet1). The coding region runs from base 156 to 494 and encodes 112 amino acids. Lineage: Eukaryota; Metazoa; Chordata; Actinopteri; Cyprinodontiformes; Cyprinodontidae. The transcript is spliced from 4 exons. Gene Ontology annotation, cellular component: SNARE complex; Golgi trans cisterna. Gene Ontology annotation, molecular function: SNAP receptor activity. Gene Ontology annotation, biological process: vesicle fusion with Golgi apparatus; endoplasmic reticulum to Golgi vesicle-mediated transport. The record is from RefSeq and is a predicted model, not a curated record.